AUGAGUCGCUUCAAAUUCGUAGAUGUUGGUAUCAACUUGACAGAUCCUAUGUUCAGAAGAAUUUAUAGGGGGGUUCAAAAGCAUCAAGAUGACUUACAGGAUGUAAUAGAGAGAGCUGUUCAGAUUGGUGUUAAAAAGUUUAUGAUUACAGGUGGAAAUCUACAAGACAGUAAAGAUGCAUUGCAUUUGGCACAGACAAAUGAUAUGUUUUUCAGUACAGUUGGGUGUCAUCCUACAAGAUGUGAUGAAUUUGAAAAGAAUAACCCUGAUCUUUACUUGAUGGAGUUACUAAAUCUCACUGAAAACAACAAGGGGAAAGUUGUAGCAAUAGGGGAAUGUGGACUUGAUUUUGACCGACUGCAGUUUUGUCCUAAAGGUACUCAGCUCAGAUAUUCUGAAAAACAGUUUGAACUGUCAGAACAAACAAAAUUACCAAUGUUUCUUCACUGUCGGAACUCACAUGCUGAAUUUUUGGACAUAAUGAGAAGGAAUAGAGAUCGGUGUGUAGGUGGAGGGGUGCAUUCAUUUGACGGUAGCAAGGAAGCAGCAGCUGCUUUGAUGGACUUGGGUCUCCACAUAGGAGUUAAUGGUUGGCCAAGAAACUGA
Messenger RNA from Physeter macrocephalus (sperm whale), 606 nucleotides. Its product is annotated as deoxyribonuclease TATDN1-like. Gene Ontology annotation, cellular component: cytosol. NCBI's taxonomy places the organism in Eukaryota, Metazoa, Chordata, Mammalia, Artiodactyla, Physeteridae. The transcript has a single exon. The record is from RefSeq and is a predicted model, not a curated record. Gene Ontology annotation, molecular function: 3'-5'-DNA exonuclease activity. The coding region runs from base 1 to 606 and encodes 201 amino acids.